Spirometra erinaceieuropaei is the source of this 2980-nucleotide messenger RNA. The record is from the annotation of a GenBank genome assembly. NCBI's taxonomy places the organism in Eukaryota, Metazoa, Platyhelminthes, Cestoda, Diphyllobothriidea, Diphyllobothriidae.
AUGAAGCUUACGAAGGAGGACGAACUUCUUUUGGAACAGUACGGACGGACAGCCUCCGCAAAGUCCAACAAACUCAUUUAUGGAAACGCGUUACUUGUUUCUCUAACACCUAUAUGUAAUUUCUCCUUUCACUUCAACAAGCUGCUUUUACAGGGCUCUAUUGGAGAAUACACGAGAUGGAUCUCAUACCCAACCUCAUUUUGUUCGCUAUAUUUACAGCGGUUUCAACUUACCUGAUUUCCCUUGCAUACACCAACUCAAAGGGGCCUCUUAUGGAAAGGUAAACGUUGAUUCAGCUAGUCAGUGAAGUCUCUAGAAUUGCUGUAAUCCGAACGGAUGCAAUAACCCAGGAGGUAACAAAAAAGAUGGGCAACGAUAAGAAGGUAUCAAAGAAGGAGAAAGAUGAUAUGUAAGUGGGGAAUUGUAUUCUUACCUCCGCUUAGGAUACGGCAAAAAACAAAGGAUGUGGCCGACUACGAGUCUACUACGUUCUCAAUUUUCUACAUCAAUGCCAUAUUUAUACUGAUAGCGCUCAUAUCUUCAACCGUGCUACAUCAGCUCUCGGAUCAAAUGUAUCCUUUGAAUUUAGCUUCAUUCAUAUCGGACGCUCAUUAAUUUUUGGCGCAGAUGCGUCACUGGUUUUCCUUUAGUAGCACUACCACACUUCAAAGGUGUCUGUAAACAAGACCUCUGGUAGAGUUUAAGACAGUUGCCUCCCGCAUGCAACGAUUUGUUUCUGUUUUCCUUGCGUUUGCUACUCGUAAGCAAUUAGAUUUUUUAAGUUAAUGCGAUGUCCUCAGGCGCAACUUUUUUUUUCGGGAAACCGGUCCGCGGUCUUGUAGAUAUCCCAUACACAAAUCCGUGGACUGAUAAGAGAAAAAGAAAUAAGCAGGACGACAUGGCGGUAAAGCAGAAUCGAAGGAAUAUUUUUUUAGUUUUAAAAACAGAAAUAUGUCACAAAGUUCGAAACUGGUGUUUUAUUAUCGAUACUGCGUGUUUCAUCUUUUAUUUUAUAGAAAUUGUGGGGGAGGGUGGCAAUCAUCCUUAAAUCCAUUAGACCCUCUUUAGAUGCCUGCUUUCCACUUAUCCAGGAUACACCUGUUGUUCACAGAACUACCCAUUAUUGCUUGAUGCAUAUGUGGUCUUGCCUGAUCUAGCUGAUCCACCUUGUUUUAGCCUUUCUAAGCGCCACGAUCUGCGGCCACAGCUAUGGAGGGCUCUGCCCGCUUUCUUCGCCAUUGGCGAAGGUCGAAUAUCCUAACUCCAGUUACCACCGCCACCACUUCUUUUUGGACUAUGUUCGACCAUGUUUUGAGCCUACUUCCCGAUCGCCCCUGGCAAGACGAGGGCGAUAAAUCUAAAGGAACAAAACUAAACUGGCGGGGCAGGCGACGGACCUACCAAGCUGUCUCUACACACUUUUUGGAUAAGUUAGGAUGUCUUCACAGUCUUGCCACAUCGGGCGUUGACUGUCUUGUGUAAGACGACGUUUCUCAACUCCGCCCGGGCGAUUGUUCUGAAAUGACACUAAUCGAGAAUCUCAAGUUUUCGAUUUUCUCUAAAAUGCGUAACCCAUUGUACUCAACCCCAGAGGACUAGCCGAGCGAAUGAACUGUAUACGUACAGGUCUUUAUGGAAACUGAGCUAUUACAAUGCGUCCUUGGACACAUUUAAGGACUUGUAGAAACUCAACGGACAACCAACACCCAAACAACGCUUCCCCCCUAUCCCCCCCCUUUGUCAUCAACUUACCUUCUAGUCCUCCCGCCCGGUAGCCGUUAUUUACGAAGCGCUGAUCAUGCACCGAAGUAAUUUUUUUGUUUUUACUACCCAAAUUGAUAGCCCAGCUGGCGUUAAAAGGACGACGCCGCCGGAGUGGCUCGGGUCAGGUAGCUGGCGUCGUGGUGCGAAGCGGCCAUUAAAACAGUUUACACUGCUUUCAAGAACUUAGUUUAUACCUUAGUUAAGUAAGACAGACAACAAGAUACAACCUUGGGGAACGCCUGACAAUGAACAACUCAGGAGCGUUUGUGAACAAGAUUACGAACACAAGUGGAACGUCAGUAGGCGUUGUCUCAAAGAUAUUUUUUGCUGACCACCUAGCUCCAUUUUCCACUACUGGGCCUGACGAACUGGACCGACGACUGCAGCAAAAAACCAUGAAGAUAACUGCGGUCUACAUAGUUAUUUACUCAGUGAACAGCCUCGUGAAUCUUUGUCUACUUAAAAGCUAGAUGUCCAUCAGUCCCCAUGUUGACUUGAGACGGCUAGUUCUUGAUGUCAGACGUUUUUAAGACCACACAUGAGAGAAAAACAUUUAUAGUGGCCUGUAAAAAAACUUAGUGACUAGCGGAGUUGCACCUGUUUGCUGCUGGGCAUUUUAAGUGCUGUACUUGUCUUCACAGUGUGACCUGACGAGAUGAAGUCCUGCUCAGCAUGCGGCUUAGUAGUUUUCACACACUAAGCCUGCCUUAUGAAUUGAAGAUGAACACCACAGGUAUUGCAUAGCCCUCCAGAGAUAAUCUUUAAGCUCUUUUAAGGGACCCCUGGUUUAGCUCUUGGUAUUGCCAACGCGGGCUAACGUUCCUCAUCAAGCGUAUGAAGUUUCACGCCAGCGAGAGGGACCAAGAUGGCAUUGUUGGCUUUCAGAAGGCCCCAGCGUUCUCACUAGGACUCCAAGUGGAUAAUCUUUGAGGGCUGCAGAUUUUUACUCGGUUCUAUCGGCUAGACACCUUAAAGUCCUUAAACCUCUGUUUUCUUGCCCACUUACUCGAGGAAAGAGCGGCCCGCACUCCAUACAAUUGACAGAUGGGCUUUGACCAUUUUCCAGUCCUACUUGUCCUAUUUGCACAAUUGCCGUCUUGUUUUCCUUAACUCCAACCUCCAAACACCCAGGAAUUACGCCUUCUCCAUGCUGAUUGCCUCAGGCCUCACAGCGUUUCUGUCAUCCGCAAAACAGACGAAGUCACACAGGCAAUAG